Messenger RNA from Oncorhynchus tshawytscha (Chinook salmon), 3146 nucleotides. It is a transcript of the gene gk5, whose product is annotated as glycerol kinase 5. Gene Ontology annotation, cellular component: mitochondrion. Gene Ontology annotation, biological process: triglyceride metabolic process; glycerol-3-phosphate biosynthetic process; glycerol metabolic process. Gene Ontology annotation, molecular function: glycerol kinase activity. Bases 739 to 2331 code for a protein of 530 amino acids. The transcript has 16 exons. NCBI's taxonomy places the organism in Eukaryota, Metazoa, Chordata, Actinopteri, Salmoniformes, Salmonidae. The record is from RefSeq and is a predicted model, not a curated record.
UUUUGCAAUCAAAACUUCAUGACCUUUGAUCACAUGAUUUCUGUAAAGUUCAUGCAGUCGACAUGUAGGCGUAAAUCGGAUUAUUUUUUAUAAUGCAACACACUUUGAAAGGCAUGUGAACAACGAUGGUCACCGAUUUGACAAAAGUGUUCCGCUCGAACACACAUAUUGACUUUCUCUUCCCCCAAACCCCGGUCUCUGCUUCUCGACUUGUUUCCGGAAUUAUUGUGAUGUUGCGCCUCUCGGUUUGAAAUCUGUGCGACUGAGUUUGAGAAACACACACACCCACAACAUUGUUUUAUUAGGCCUACACCUUUAUGAAAUUAUAAAAGUGCUGUGACCUAAUUAAGAUAUAAUUUCGCCAAAACCUUGGCAGGUUGAACGGAAUUGGGUGGGCGGGCGUCUUUUAAAUUGUUGUGAAAUUGUCAUGUAUGCUGUAUUUCGCAAUAUUCCGUGGAUUGGAUGGUUACCGGAAUAACUGGAAUUUGAACAAUGAGUCACGCGAUUUAAAAAAAAGUGACCUUUCUCCACGAACAGAAAGACUAAAAAUGCUUUCAGUUUUUCACAUAUCUACAUUGACGAAAGGAUUCAACUAGGACAAGUGCCUUCUCCAGCCCACCCUGUGCUAUUGCCUAGAGGGUGAGGAGACAGUUGUGACAAUCGCUUUCACGAUAUGUGAGGCAAAGGUCGGAAGGAGGAAUCUGUCAAACUGUUGCUGAACACAAAGCUCGUGUUACUAUGGAGAUUCAGAGGAACGGAUUCAAAAGAGAAAGUUACAUUCUCUCUGUGGACGUGGGGACAACAUCGAUCAGAUGUCACGUUUUCGACAAGGAAGCCCAGAUUCGAGGAUCAUGCACCACCAAGGUGAAUCUCUUGUAUCCUGAACCGGGCUUGGUCGAGUUGGACCCCGAAGAGCUGUGGAGAGGAUUCGUUAAGGUGGUGAAUGGUGCUGUGCAAGACUCAGGUUUACAGAUGCGUCAGAUGGAGACCCUGGGCAUCUCCACUCAGAGAGGCACCUUCACCACGUGGGACAGGAAAACAGGAGUUCCCUUUCACAACUUCAUCAGCUGGCAGGACUUGAGGGCAGUGGAACUGGUGAGGUCCUGGAACAACUCCUGUACCAUGAAGGCGAUCCACGGUGUUAUGAUGGUGCUGCACUUCCUGUCCAAAAAUAAGCGCUUUCAGGCGGCCAGCCUCAUAGUCUUCUCCACCCAACACGUCACCUUCCGCCUGGCCUGGGCCCUUCGACACUGGAAACAGUUAAGUCAAGCAGUAGCAGAGGGCACCUGCUGCUUUGGGACGAUAGACACCUGGUUGCUUUAUAAGCUCACAAAAGGAUUGGUCCAUGCCACAGACUACUCUAAUGCCAGUGCCACUGGGAUGUUUGAUUCGUACCAGUUGUGCUGGAGUGAAUUCCUCUGCUGUCUCGUCUCGCUGCCUCUCUCCAUCCUCCCCAAAGUACUGAACACUGGUCACCGCUUUGGCUCAACCGAUCCCUCCAUCUUUGGGGUGUCGAUCCCUAUUAUGUCUGUUAUGGCAGACCAGCAGGCGGCCAUGUUUGGUGAGUGCUGCUUCGACAUUGGUGAUGUGAAGAUCACCAUGGGAACGGGCACCUUCAUGAACAUCAACACUGGGAGCAAGCCACACACGUCUGUGGCCGGUCUCUACCCUGUUGUGGGGUGGAAGAUCGGCCCAGAGGUGGUGUAUCUAGCAGAGGGCAAUGCAGCAGACACUGGCACAGCCAUUAAGUGGGCACAGGAGCUGGAGCUGUUCUCAGAUGUACGGGAGACAGAUGCCAUGGCCAACAGUGUGGCCAACUCGGACGGUGUGUGCUUCGUUCCCUCGUUUAGUGGCCUGCAGGCUCCUUUAAACGAUCCCAAAGCAUGCGCCUCUUUCAUGGGCCUAAAACCAUCCACAACCAAGAGUCACCUGGUCCGAGCCAUUCUGGAGUCUGUUGCAUUUAGGAACAAGCAGCUCUAUGAGACGAUGCUUAGAGAAACACACAUUCCCAUCAGGAAGAUCAGGGCGGACGGUGGCAUUUGUACCAAUGACUUUGUCAUGCAGCUGACGGCGGACCUGUUUGGCAGGAAGGUCGCUCGGCCGACCCAACACGAAAUGUCCUGCCUGGGGGCAGCCUUCGUUGCUGGACUGGAAGUUGGCUUCUGGAAGAGUCAGGAGGAGCUGAAGAAACUACAGCGCACUGACCGAGUCUUCCUACCCCGGAAUUUGUACAGAAUGGGUGAUGGGGGCACGGAGGGCGAGUACACACCCAUUCUGCAGAGAUGGGAACAGGCGCUGAAACGCUCUAUGAACUGGUACGGCAAUCCGUGAGGCUCGUAGGACAGUGAGACAGACGUAGGCUUACAGUUGGGUGGACGCACAGACGGGACCUCUGGUGCUGCUAACCAAAGCCCAAUGACUGCCUCUAUGAUAUCUGACCUCUCAAUAGUAUCUCAUUCUCUCUGUCCAUGGGUUGGACAGAUGGGAAAAUACUUUAUUUUUAAUUUUUAAAUCGUAUUAUUCGAAGUAAACACUUAUCUGACAUGACUAGAUCUGUAAAAUGUAGUAUAAUCCAACUAUGUUAUAUUAGUGACUAUGUCAAGGAAGGAAGGAUAGGACGAAGGAGGAUGCAUUUGAAAAAUAUUGGACCUGGGUUUUAGGACCGAGUGGACCUCUAAUGCUGCUGAACCUUAUGACCUUUUGACUUGAGGCCCUGGCCAGGCGCUCAAGAUUAUUUUGACCCCAUACAACCUUACCUAACUCAUUACAGCACACGAGGAAAAUGUUUUUUGAAUGUUUCACGACUGUGAACUAAACUGUCUCUCUCCUAGUAGUCUCUCCCUGUUCCAGUGUUUUCAUUGUGUCUGAUGGACCCCACCCAGGUGUCUAGUCUCUCCCUGUUCCAGUGUUUUCAUUGUGUCUGAUGGACACCACCCAGGUGUCUAGUCUCUCCCUGUUCCAGUGUUUUCAUUGUGUCUGAUGGACCCCACCCAGGUGUCUAGUCUCUCCCUGUUCCAGUGUUUUCAUUGUGUCUGAUGGACACCACCCAGGUGUCUAGUCUCUCCCUGUUCCAGUGUUUUCAUUGUGUCUGAUGGACACCAUCCAGGUGUCUAGUCUCUCCCUGUUCCAGUGUUUUCAUUGUGUCU